AUGGCUGAUGUCUGGUCGUGUGGCGUCAUUCUCUACGCCCUACUAGUGGGUGCUCUUCCCUUUGACGAUGAAAAUCUACGCAAUCUCCUGGAGAAGGUGAAAAAGGGAAAUUUCCUAAUUCCUCCAUUCGUUCCUCCCGACUGCCAAGCCCUCCUCCGAGCUAUGAUUGAGGUCGAUCCUAAGAAAAGAAUAUCGGUAUGUUUGGUUGCUAGGCAACCAACAAUGACAUCUAAUAGUCAUUUUGAGCCAAAUGCGCUUGAUCAGGAACCUCCGCUACAAACAGAACUUCCAAUGUCUCAGGCUGUGCAAACCUCCAUCAUUCCAUCUCGUGAAGACGUCGAUCCCGAUAUUUUCGCCACUAUGACCUCCUUGCAGUGCUUUAGAAAUGAGAGCAAACUCUACGAUGCCCUGCUUUCACCCUUUCACAAUACGGAGAAAGUGAUAUACUUCCUUUUACUCGAUCGGAAGAUAAGGAGUCCCUGUUAUGAAGAUCCCGAUGAAAUCCGCUCGCGGAGCACUACAGAUCCACCACGGAAACGCAUCGACAGCCUUAGAAUUGGUCUCAACGGAACCGUGCGGCUCUCGUUGGGUGAUCUCAGCGAAGGCUCCCCACUAGCCGGUCGUCGUGGUCUGGCAGUACAGAAAUUACGAAAACAAUCAGCCAGCACCAAUCUUGAUACUCGCUCGAGUACCCCCGUCAGUCCAAUCAGUUCACCUCUGGGUUACGUCCGAGGUCACCUCCGAAUGAGUGGCUAUGAGGCUUGCAGUCCCAUAGAGGAAAUCAUCGAUCAGUACAAAAAACACGUCAUUGCAUCACCGACGCGUAAUCGGGUGGAUGCACCGCUGAUCAUGAGGAAACAUCCGAACGUGCAUCAGGGCCAGCUUCUCUCCCCAUCCCGCAAUCAGCAGCGAUUCUCGCAGAUCCGUCAGUCUGCUGUCCAAACCCCUUCAGAGCUGGUCUCGCCAUCAACAGAGCGAAAAAGUACUGUUGGCAGUCCGAAUUCACCUACUCCGAUUUCUGCGGAAGAUGACGUCUUGAGAAAGAUUGUUAGUCCUCAAAGCCUCACACAUAUACCUCGACCCACAGUUGUCUCGGAGGAGAAUAAGGAUACAACAUCGACGAGAGCAGAUAUUCAUAAACUCGAGCAAAAGAAAACUUGCAAUGCUAAUGGCAACUCAAAGGAGAGUGCUAAUGGCUCCGAGUCUCGGUCGGUAGAGGUAUCCGCUGGCACCGCCACUUCUCCGCUCUCGCCACAACAUUGGCGUGCCCGACUCAACAGCCUUCGUUUUAACUUUCUUGGCUCACCACGGUUCCAUCGAAAGAAGGCGACUGUUACAAACACUCCUCCUGAAAGCCCUGUUGAGUAUAACUCCCGACUGGCAUUCAAAAAUGCAUCUCGACGCGGAUCUACAGCUACCCCUGAGGUCUCACCCAUCCUCAGUAAUAAGUCAUGGUUUGACGGAUUCCUGCCUCUCAGUCUUCAUAAUGGCAGUUCCAAGGCAAGUCAUCGGAACAAUGGGAAUGUCAGCGCACUCAAAGUGCCAGCCACACCGAGUACCGGUCGCCAUGCCUUUCGCAGCAGUAUCGGAGGUAGUCAAAAGAAGGCAGUUGCCUCACCACCACCGCCGACGCCACCGCCUCCACCGAUAUCACCAACGAGGAAUACUCCGCGGACUAGGACUCAACAACAGGCGCACCUCAAUAGAUUGGCUCUGUCUACGAGAAAAGCGAUGGGAGCUAAUAAGUCGGGCAUUCCUCUCCCCAUUACCGCAGUCAUGCAGUCAAAUGUGGGCAGCGUCUACAGUGGAGCGAGUCGGGAUUAUGGCUGUGGAGUGAAUGCGCUGCCACCGGAGGAGACUAAUCAUGUGGCAAUGGUAAAAGGAAGGCCAUUUAACCGAGUAAAAUCGGAGAUAACACAGGCAAGUUAUAAAUAG
This is a messenger RNA of Echinococcus granulosus, 1935 nucleotides long. RefSeq names its product BR serine/threonine-protein kinase 2. NCBI's taxonomy places the organism in Eukaryota, Metazoa, Platyhelminthes, Cestoda, Cyclophyllidea, Taeniidae. Gene Ontology annotation, biological process: microtubule cytoskeleton organization; intracellular signal transduction; protein phosphorylation. The transcript has 8 exons. The record is from RefSeq and is a predicted model, not a curated record. Gene Ontology annotation, cellular component: cytoplasm. Gene Ontology annotation, molecular function: protein serine/threonine kinase activity; tau-protein kinase activity; ATP binding. The coding region runs from base 1 to 1935 and encodes 644 amino acids.